AUGAUCCUUGGUGAAGCGGGGAGGAAGCAGAGGCACUUGCAGUUUGGGCAAGAGAUCUGGGUGAGAAAAUAUCAAACAGCGCAAAGGCGGCUGCAGAUGAGGAAGGAGCGACCAUCUCAUCCCAAAAACGGGGAAACCUCAGUGUUUCUGCUUAAAAAAGUGCUCCGGCAAAGAGGCGUCUUCGUCCCCUCCGGCCUGGAGGGGUGGUGA
Gaeumannomyces tritici R3-111a-1 is the source of this 210-nucleotide messenger RNA. RefSeq lists its product as hypothetical. The transcript has 3 exons. Bases 1 to 210 code for a protein of 69 amino acids. Lineage: Eukaryota; Fungi; Ascomycota; Sordariomycetes; Magnaporthales; Magnaporthaceae. The record is from RefSeq and is a predicted model, not a curated record.